AUGGUCAACGGCUUCUCUCCCCACCUUAACGGUGUCGCCAGCCCUAAUCCCCUGGCUGGUGGUCCCAUCCCUGCACAUGCCGUCCCUCCUUCACCAGCGUCGCCGGUGUCGUUCACGGAAGAUCAGGUCGCCGCACUGCGUACACAAAUUCAUGCCUUCAGAUCAAUCCAGCGAGGCGCCCCGAUCCCAGAGCACAUUCAAAACGCAUUGCUCCCUCAAAACAAUGCCAUCACUGCUCUCGAAAAGUCCGUGCAGGGCCCUGAUGUGCCGGCUAGGAUUGUCGACGCCGCCGUGAAAAUAAACGGUGCACCCAGUGAGGCACAUGCCUCGGCCACCCCAGAGGUGCGGGGUUCCUCAGAAGAAAAGGCAGCCGUAAAAUCAGAAGAGCAAGAGAUAGAAGUAGAUGGUCCAUUAGGCCCCUUCCUUGAAGAGGACACAAAAUCACCGAUUUAUCCUUACAACGCCUAUGUCCAUCCGUUCUCCCACCUUAAGCGCCCAGAUAAUCUGUCGCCUGCUCAGCAACAAUUAUGGGCAACUCGGCUUCAACGCCUCCUCGUUCCCUCGGUUAUGCCAGCUGGACUCGACCCUCACCAGGUCAUUGCAGAGCGGAAUCGGUACGUCGAUGCUCGGAUUGAACAACGUAUACGGGAGCUGUCCGAUAUGCCGGUUACGAUGGGUGAUGGUGGAUUGGAUUCCAUUUCGUUCUCUAAUGCUGUAGAAGGCAAGGAGAACAAGGAAAACGAGGACGCUCAACAGCAAGCUACCUUGGAGUCCAUUUCUUCUACGAACAAGCUGAUGCAGCUUUCGCGACACGCACAUGGAAAAUUGAAGGCUUUAAUCGAACUCAAGGCGCUUCGUGUACGCGAGAAGCAACGAACCCUGCGUUCUCAGGUCGUUGAGCGUCUUAAUCAUGGUACUUUACUUCCCCUGGACCGUAAGGACUUCCGUCGACCGCGCCGUCCAACAUUACGCGAUGCCCGGACGACCGAACAGCUCGAACGGAAGCAGCGAGCUGAUCGUGAGCGAAGGGUGAAGAGCAAGCACUUGGAGCAGCUUGGAGUUAUCUGCAAGCAUGGGCAAGAGAUGAUUGCCGUCAAUCGGGCUCAUCAGGACCGCGCGUUGAAGCUUGGCCGUGCUGUCCAAUCCAUGCAUGCUUUCACGGAGAAGGAGGAAGCCAAGCGUAUUGAGCGAAUCUCGAAGGAGCGUCUUAAGGCUUUGAAGAACGACGAUGAAGAGGCGUACAUGAAACUUAUCGAUACUGCCAAGGAUACUCGUAUUACACAUUUGCUUCGCCAAACGGAUGCUUACCUUGACUCCCUUGCUCAGGCUGUGGUCGCACAGCAGAAUGAUGAUGUACACGGACCGGCAAUUAUCACGGGACAGCAGGAAGAGGGUCCUGCGGACGAAACGAUGUUCGGGGCGCAGAAGGUGGUCGAUCCUGACGAGAAGACGAAAAUUGACUAUUAUGCUGUGGCGCAUAGAAUCAAAGAAAAAAUCUCGAAGCAACCGAAUAUUCUUGUCGGUGGCACGUUGAAAGAGUAUCAGCUAAAAGGUCUCCAAUGGAUGGUCAGUUUGUAUAACAACAGGUUGAAUGGUAUCCUUGCCGAUGAAAUGGGUCUCGGCAAGACGAUUCAGACGAUUUCACUGAUUACCUUCCUCAUCGAAACCAAGAAGCAGCGCGGACCGUUUCUUGUCAUUGUUCCAUUGUCAACCAUGACGAACUGGACAGGUGAAUUUGCGAAGUGGGCUCCGGCUGUCAAGACGAUUUCCUAUAAAGGCAACCCGCUUCAGCGAAGACAGCUGCAGAAUGAGAUUAGGAUGGGCAAUUUCCAGGUACUCCUUACUACAUAUGAGUAUAUUAUCAAGGAUAGGCCUGUCUUGAGCAAACUGAAGUGGCUGCAUAUCAUCAUUGAUGAGGGUCACAGAAUGAAAAAUACGCAGAGCAAGCUCUCACAGACUCUCUCAAUGUACUAUCACUCCCGCUACCGUCUCAUUCUCACGGGUACUCCGCUACAGAAUAACUUGCCCGAACUGUGGGCCCUGCUCAACUUUGCCCUUCCCAAGAUCUUCAACUCGGUUAAAUCGUUCGAUGAAUGGUUCAACACGCCCUUCGCAAACUCUGGGUCAUCUGAUAAGAUAGAGCUGAACGAAGAAGAGGCUCUGCUUAUUAUUAGGCGUCUGCAUAAGGUGCUCCGGCCGUUCUUGCUGCGUCGAUUGAAGAAGGACGUGGAGUCUGAGUUGCCGGAUAAGGUUGAGAAGAUUAUUAAGAUUAGGAUGAGUGCGCUGCAGUCGCAGCUGUACAAGCAGAUGAAGAAGUAUAAGAUGAUUGCUGAUGGGAAGGAUGCGAAAGGGAAAUCGACUGGUGGUGUGAAAGGUCUUAGCAACGAGCUCAUGCAGCUCCGGAAAAUCUGCCAGCACCCGUUCUUGUUCGAUAGUGUGGAGGAUAAGAUUAGUCCGAGUGGUAUGAUUGACGAUAAUAUUUGGCGUGUUGCCGGCAAGUUCGAGCUUCUUGUUCGGGUUCUGCCUAAGUUCUUCGCUACUGGCCACAGAGUCCUCAUCUUCUUCCAGAUGACUAAGGUCAUGGACAUCAUGGAGGACUUUAUGAAGUCUCAAGGCUGGCAAUAUCUUCGACUUGAUGGUGGGACGAAGACAGAGGAACGUGCUUCCCAUGUCCAGGUUUUCAAUGCGAAGGAUUCGCCCAUCCAAGUAUUCAUUUUGUCAACGAGAGCUGGAGGUCUUGGUUUGAACUUGCAAUCUGCAGAUACUGUCAUUAUCUUUGACUCUGAUUGGAACCCUCACGCCGAUCUUCAGGCUCAGGAUCGUGCUCAUCGUAUUGGUCAAACGAAGGCCGUUCGCAUUCUUCGGUUUAUUACGGAGAAGAGUGUAGAAGAGGCUAUGUAUGCGCGUGCGCGGUACAAGCUUGAUAUUGAUGACAAGGUCAUUCAAGCUGGUCGGUUCGAUAACAAGUCGACGCAGGAGGAACAGGAAGAGUUCUUGCGAUCUAUCCUUGAAGCCGACCAAGAAGAGGAUAACGAAGAGUCAGGCGACAUGAACGACGACGAGAUCAAUGAGAUCAUCGCACGUAACGAUAACGAGAUUGAGGUUUUCAAGGACAUGGACAUCCAGCGACUUCGCGACCAGAAGAAUAACUGGGUGAUGUCUGGUCACCAUGGUCCUCCGCCGCAGCCGCUCAUCCAGCUCGAAGAGCUGCCGGAGUGUUAUCGUAAUGAUGACUACUUUGAGGCUGUGGCCAUGGAAGAGGAGGCUGAGGGACGUGGACAGAGACGUCGGAAUGUUGUUAGUUACAAUGAUGGUCUUUCGGAUGAUGCUUGGGCAAUGGCACUUGAAGGUGACGAGGAUAUCGAAGAGCUGAUUGAACGGUCUCGUGAAAAGGCUCAACGACGUGCUGCAAAUAAACUUCUUCGUGACAGUGAAGGACAGUCGUCGAGAAACUCACCAGCGGUAGAUGAGAAUCGUGGGCGGAAGAAGAAGGGCCGUCCACCCAAGAACGCUGCUGUUGCUGCUGUUGUUGAAGCCGACUAUGAGCCGUCGAUCUCGAAUGGAAAGAGGAAGCGACCUGGUAAACCUGUUUCGGUCACUCCUUCGAUUGCGGAUGAUGAUGAUGAUCGCGAUGCGAAACGGAGAAAGGUGAAGAAUGCGGAGGUGCCGCCUUCGGUGAGGGAGCGUAUGAAAAAGGUGUUCAAUGAAUGUUACCGUGCUGUGCAAGUCUGCGAGGACCCUGAUAAUGGCAGACGAAGAUGGGAGUUGUUCAAGGAGCUGCCGGAUAGAAGGGACUACCCGGAUUACUACCAAAUGAUCGCUCAGCCGAUUGCGAUGUCACAUCUUCGUAAGCGCGCCCAGACCAACUAUUACAAGGACGUCCAACAGUACCGCGACGAAUGGAGACUCAUGUUCAACAACGCGCGGACGUACAACGUUGAAGGUUCUCUUGUCUACAUCGACGCUGAUGAGAUGGAGAAGGUGUUUAACGAGGUGUUUAAUCGUCUGACGGUCAAUUCGGGUCUUCCUGGUGCCGAGAUAUCGGAGAACGGCGGCGGUGGUGGUGCUGGGUCGUCGAGUGCAGUUGGGAUGGGCGAUGAGGAGGAUAGGCCGGUUUUGUCGAGGAGGAGUAUUGUGAGGACGAACUCGAAGGCGAUUUUGAGCGAUGAGGAUGAUUAUUUGACUCCUAGUGAGGACGACUGA
Messenger RNA from Fomitiporia mediterranea MF3/22, 4203 nucleotides. Its product is annotated as SNF2-family ATP dependent chromatin remodeling factor snf21. Gene Ontology annotation, cellular component: nucleus. The coding region runs from base 1 to 4203 and encodes 1400 amino acids. Gene Ontology annotation, molecular function: DNA binding; histone binding; ATP binding. The transcript has 10 exons. Gene Ontology annotation, biological process: positive regulation of transcription by RNA polymerase II. The record is from RefSeq and is a predicted model, not a curated record. Lineage: Eukaryota; Fungi; Basidiomycota; Agaricomycetes; Hymenochaetales; Hymenochaetaceae.